Pteropus alecto (black flying fox) is the source of this 2997-nucleotide messenger RNA. RefSeq names its product dentin sialophosphoprotein (gene DSPP). Gene Ontology annotation, molecular function: collagen binding. NCBI's taxonomy places the organism in Eukaryota, Metazoa, Chordata, Mammalia, Chiroptera, Pteropodidae. Gene Ontology annotation, cellular component: nucleus; cytoplasm. Bases 1 to 2997 code for a protein of 998 amino acids. The record is from RefSeq and is a predicted model, not a curated record. Gene Ontology annotation, biological process: odontoblast differentiation; dentinogenesis. The transcript is spliced from 4 exons.
AUGAAGAUAAUUAUAUAUUUUUGCAUUUGGGCAGCAUCAUGGGCCAUUCCGGUUCCUCAAAUCAAGCCAUUGGAGAGAUAUGCUGUUGACAAAUCUGUGAAUUUAAAUCUUCUAGCAAAAUCAAAAGUGCCAAUACAGAAUGAGUUAAAUGCCAAUUAUUCUACUAAAGAAAUUGGUGUCCCCAUGCAUGAAAAUGAAAUAGGAAGGCAACAGUAUACCAAAGAUGGUUACAAAGGAGAGAGAAAUGGCUCUGAGUGGGCGGAAAUAGAAGAGAAAAGUUUUUCUACACAUUCCAACUUAAUAAAUGAAGAGAGGAAUCCUGAGGAUCAGAAUGGGAGCACAGGAAAAUUGGAAACAUAUGGUCAUGAUGGGAUACAUGGAAAAGAAGACAGCACCUCAGCACAUGGCAUCAGGAGAGAAGUAAGCAUUAUCAACAAUACUGGAGCAGAAAAUGGGAGCAAUACUAAUGGAAAUACUGAUAAGGAUUCAAAAACUGAGGAUGUUGGAGAUGUGAGUCAGAGUGAGGAUUCCACUGUUGUCAAAGAAGAUAAACAUCAAGUAGCUGGAAGCAAUAGCAGUACAGGCCAUGAGGAUGGAAUUAAUGGGAAUUCCUGUAGAAAUGAGUGUGAUACUAGUGAAAUAACACCUCAGAGAGCAAGUGAGGGAAAUAACAAUAACGAAGCGGGAGUAAUGCCAAGGGGAAGUGGAGCUGGCAAUAGAGAAGAUGCUGGCCUGGAUAAUUCUGAUGGGAUUCCUAGUGGGGAUGGAGCAGAUGAGGAUGAAGACAAGGGCUCUGGUGAUGAUGACGGUGAAGGAACUGAAAAUGGAAAAGAGGGCACUGAUAACAACAAGGCCCAGGAGGGUCAAGGUCACAGAAAAGAAGAUGAUGAUGACAACAGUUUAAGGCAAGAUUCAAUUAGUAGUGAAGCUGAUGACCCUGAACACAAAGAAGAUCUGCAUGGCAUGGAUGGAAACGAUGCCUCCAAGAGUGAGGAGGAUUCUGGCGGAAUUCCAGAAGACACUGACAGCCAAAGAAUAGAAGACACCCAAAAACCCAAUCACAAAGAAAACAGUGGUGUGGAAAAUGGAAUCAACAAAGAUUCAGAACCAAGUACAAAUGGGAAGAGCCAAGACAAGGGAAUAGAAACUCAAGAUCUCAGCAAUGGCAACAGGAACAACAUUACCAAAGAAACCGGGAUAGUCAACAAAGAUAAGGAGAGUAAAGGACAACAUAAAAUCAUUGUGGGCAAAGGAAAUAUCAAGAUACAAGAGGAGGUUAACAACAUGCAAGGACCUGGCCAGAAAUUAGAACCUGUAAAUAAGGUUGGACACAGCAAAAUAGGUAGUGAAAGUAAUAGUGAUGGGUAUGAUAGUUAUGAGUUUGAUGAUGAAUCCAUGCAAGGAGAUGAUCCCAAUAGCAGUGUUGAGUCUAAUGGCAAUGACGAUACCAAUUCUGAUAGUGACAAUAACAGCAGUAGCCAAGGAGAUGCUUCUUAUAACUCUGAUGAAUCAAAAGAUAAUGGUAAUGACAGUGGCUCAAAAGGAGAAGAUGACGACAGUGAUAGCACAUCAGAUACUAAUGAUAGUGACAGUAAUGGCAAUGGUAACAAUGGGAGUGAUAAUAAUGGCAAAUCAACCAGCAGCAAUGAUAAAUCAGAUAUCAGUGACAGUAGUGAAAGCAGUGAUAACAGUGACAGCAGUGACAGCAGUGACAGUAGUGACAGCAGUGACAGUAGUGACAGCAGUGACAGUGACAGCAAAUCAGAUAGUAGCGACAGCAGCAACAGUAGUGACAGCAGUGACAGCAGUGACAACAGCAACAGUAGUGACAACAGUGACAGCAGUGACAGCAAAUCAGAUAGUAGUGACAGCAGCAACAGCAGUGACAGCAGUGACAAUAGUGACAGCAGUGACAGCAGUGACAGCAGUGACAGCAGUGACAGCAGUGACAGCAGUGACAGCAGUGACAGCAGUGACAGCAGUGACAGCAGUGACAGCAGUGACAGCAGUGACAGCAGUGACAGCAGUGACAGCAGUGACAGCAGUGACAGCAGUGACAGCAGUGACAGCAGUGACAGCAGUGACAGCAGUGACAGCAGUGACAGCAGUGACAGCAGUGACAGCAGUGACAGCAGUGACAGCAGUGACAGCAGUGACAGCAGUGACAGCAGUGACAGCAGUGACAGCAGUGACAGCAGUGACAGCAGUGACAGCAGUGACAGCAGUGACAGCAGUGACAGCAGUGACAGCAGUGACAGCAGUGACAGCAGUGACAGCAGUGACAGCAGUGACAGCAGUGACAGCAGUGACAGCAGUGACAGCAGUGACAGCAGUGACAGCAGUGACAGCAGUGACAGCAGUGACAGCAGUGACAGCAGUGACAGCAGUGACAGCAGUGACAGCAGUGACAGCAGUGACAGCAGUGACAGCAGUGACAGCAGUGACAGCAGUGACAGCAGUGACAGCAGUGACAGCAGUGACAGCAGUGACAGCAGUGACAGCAGUGACAGCAGUGACAGCAGUGACAGCAGUGACAGCAGUGACAGCAGUGACAGCAGUGACAGCAGUGACAGCAGUGACAGCAGUGACAGCAGUGACAGCAGUGACAGCAGUGACAGCAGUGACAGCAGUGACAGCAGUGACAGCAGUGACAGCAGUGACAGCAGUGACAGCAGUGACAGCAGUGACAGCAGUGACAGCAGUGACAGCAGUGACAGCAGUGACAGCAGUGACAGCAGUGACAGCAGUGACAGCAGUGACAGUAGUGACAGCAGUGACAGCAGUGACAAUAGUGACAGCAGCAAUAGCAACAACAGUGACAGUGACAGCAGCAAUAGCAGUGACAGUGACAGCAACAAAAGCAGCGAUAGUGCAUCUGACAGUAGCGAUGAGAGUGACAGCAAAAGCAAGUCUGGCAAUGGCAACAACGGAAAUGAUAGUGACAGUGAUAGUGACAGUAAAGGCAGUGACAGUAAUCACUCAACCAGUGAUGAUUAG